UUUUCGCUUGUUGCAAUAAAAUGAAUUUAAUGGCGCUUGAAAUUAAGCUGUAAUAUUAGAAUUAAAAGAUAUAUAAUUUUUGUUUACUGCCACUAUUGCAGAAUUUGCAAUAAAUAAACCGGUGAAGACAAAUUAUCAGAAAAAUGUCUUGUUAUUUUGGACUGUACUUUGGAAAUACAAAUAUGUGCCUUGCCAUGCACAAGGACUCAAAAACUGAGGUGCUUGCCAAUGCUGCUGGGUACAGAGUAACACCAUCUGUAAUUGCUUAUCUAGAUGAAUCUGAAAAGGUUGUUGGUCUAGAUGCGAAGCAAGCUAUGUUGAGGAAUCCUUCAAAUGCUGUAACAAAUAUUAAAGAUCUUAUAACUAAUAGUCCAGAACCUGAAUUAAAUAACUCAGAAUCAAAAGUACAACAAAAAGUGAACAGUAAAAAAAAUACUAAAAGUGAUUCUGAAAAGAAUGGCUGUAUUUCACAACAUGGAGUUUCAGAUUUCUUAGCCAUCCUUUUCUCAACUAUGAAAGAUAUUGCAUGCAGUCAUAGCCAUGAAGAUAGUUAUCCAACUGUUGUUACAGUUCCAUUGAAUUUUAGUGAAAGCCAAAGGCAACUAGUGAAGAAAGCUGCUAUUGAAGCAGGGUUUCAGUUAUUGAGGAUAAUUAGUGAACCAUCUGCUGCAGCUCUUGCCUACAAUAUAGGUCAAGAUACAAAUGAUACUUCCAGCAAAUGUUUAAUAUUUCGUAUGGGUGGCACAUCACUAAACGUUACAAUUUUGCAAGUUUCAAAUGGCAUGUAUUCAGUGCUCUCCUCGGUACAAAAGAAAAAUUUUGGUGGUCAUCAAGUCACAAAUUGCAUAGUUAAUUAUUGUGCAAGUGAAUUUCAAAGGCAAUAUAAAGUUGAUAUUAAAGAGAAUAAACGUUCUGUAAUGAAAUUACGUGCUGCUGCUGAACAUUAUAAACAUGUAGUACAUGGAUCUACAAGUGAGAAGUGUCAAGUUGAAUCUUUAUAUGAUGGAAUAGAUUUAAAUAUUACUAUAAGCAAAGCAAGGUUUGAUUCUCUGAUUCACAGUACUUUACAACAGUGUUUGGAACCUAUUCAUGAAGCUUUAAAUGCAGCCUCUUUAGUAGUUUCUGACAUUAAUAGUGUUAUUCUUUCUGGAGGUUGCUGUAAAAUUCCAAAACUACAGCAAUUAAUUUCAAACACAUUUUCUGCAGCUAAUAUCCUAUACAACAUAGUGCCAGAUGAAGUUAUUGCUGUAGGAGCUGCUAAACAGGCAACACUGGUAACUCAUUCUGUUGGCGAAGAAGAUUUCUAUGUAAAAUUAUUGUCUCAAGAUCUUUCUCUAAAGUUGACAGGUUUUUCAACGUCAGAUUCUUCAGAUGAGCUUUUAUUAUGCAGUAAAGGAACUCUUAUUCCCACCAUUAUCACACAGAGCUUCAGAGUAACACAAAAUUCUAAUUUGAAAGUGGAAAUUUUUGAAGGAAAUUCGGAAACAAGAGAAGAAAAUUCAAAACUCUUAGCUGUGUUAAAUAUGCCAAAUUUACCUGUGGGUGAUAUAUAUUUUUCAUUCCAUAUUCGAAGUGAUGGCUCUGUUUUUGCUUCUUGCAAAGACUGUGCUUCCAAAGAACUGGGAUCUGCUACUCUUGUUCCACCUCAAACUCAAGGAUGUUCAUAGUAUUUUAUGUUAUUUUAAAGUAUUUAUUUUUAAUAAAAUUUUAAAACACACA
Molecule: messenger RNA, 1719 nt
Organism: Argiope bruennichi
Lineage: Eukaryota; Metazoa; Arthropoda; Arachnida; Araneae; Araneidae
Product: heat shock 70 kDa protein 14-like
Exons: 14
Coding region: 144-1667 (507 amino acids)
Biological process (GO): protein refolding; cellular response to unfolded protein
Cellular component (GO): ribosome; cytoplasm
Molecular function (GO): heat shock protein binding; ATP-dependent protein folding chaperone; ATP hydrolysis activity
Source: RefSeq, a predicted model, not a curated record